This is a messenger RNA of Monopterus albus (swamp eel), 3126 nucleotides long. Its product is annotated as D(5)-like dopamine receptor. The transcript has a single exon. Gene Ontology annotation, biological process: positive regulation of MAPK cascade; adenylate cyclase-activating adrenergic receptor signaling pathway. Gene Ontology annotation, cellular component: plasma membrane. The record is from RefSeq and is a predicted model, not a curated record. Gene Ontology annotation, molecular function: G protein-coupled receptor activity. Lineage: Eukaryota; Metazoa; Chordata; Actinopteri; Synbranchiformes; Synbranchidae. Bases 1030 to 2391 code for a protein of 453 amino acids.
GGCGAUACGUGAUAAGAGUAAUGGGGCAAGAGACAGUAGGAAAGGUGAGGGAGGCAGAGCGGCCGAGCAAACAUGACAGGAUAUUUGCCCCUGUGGGGAGCUGCUGCAGUGCUGGACCAGCUGAGCUCAGUAUACCUUGUUUUUAUUCCAAAUCACAGGAGAAGACAUAAUACCUUAUAUGAUAUGCAGUGUGGCUGUGACUGGGCUCAGGCCUUGUCUCUUCUCUUCUGUUUUUGAAACAUGGAAAGAGUUGUAACAAUGGAUGAUUAGAUGUGGAAAGACAGGACAAAGUAAACAAUGUAAUAUAAUCACACUAGGCCAGUGUUUGUGUGUGGUGUUUGUUCCUAAUGUGUUUUGUUGCUGCUCUCGAUUGCUGCUGGGACACAGGGAUUUCCCCAUUGCGGGAUCAAUAAAGUCCUACCUACCUACCUACCUACUUACCUACCUAGGUCAGUGUUUGUGCUGCUGUCGGUGUGAUGUGAGUCUUUGUCCACCAGAGGGCAGAGUUCAUCUUCAGUCACUGUGUUGCUAGUAGCACUGAUUUCUUACUUCUUCUUUUAAAUUUGUAUUCUAUUGUUUUUAUACUGUAUAUUAUUUAUUUGAAACGGUUGAGAACUGGCUUCACAGAGACACGAGUUCUCUGUCUUAUAUUAAUUUUAUUUUCUGUCGCACCCUGUUACUAUUCCACAUAAAGUUGCAUUUGAAAGUAACGUCCACACCUGUAUAUCCCCAGUGUUUGGUCUGUAAAUGAAUGAACGUAAUGGUCUAAACGUGAAGCCGGUUAUUAAAGACAGGAGAGUGUACACAGACGUUAGGCUGAGGGUCUCCAUCUGCAGCCUCAGUCACUGACGGCAGAGGACAACCCGGAUAAUCUGAGCGCGUCUCCUGCAGGAAUACCUCACUGCUGGCUUUUAUUCCUUUUUGUGUGCGCGCUGGAAACACAGGCAGAGAGUUGGGAGCUACUGCAGGUGAUGGUGAGGCUGAGAGGUUGAGACGGAUAUGGCACCGAAGGAGUGACUAAGGACAUCCAUGGAGAGCCUAAACCAGCAGGACCAGCAUCAGGUGGUCACGGCGGGAGCGGACGGCGGCCCUGGUGGAGAUGUCAGCCUCCGCGCGCUGACCGGCUGCGUCCUGUGCGUCCUGAUCAUCUCCACCCUGCUAGGUAACACUCUGGUGUGCGCUGCAGUCAUCAAAUUCCGUCACCUGCGCUCCAAAGUCACCAACUCCUUCGUCAUCUCGCUGGCGGUGUCCGACCUGUUCGUGGCCAUGCUGGUGAUGCCCUGGAGGGCCGUGUCAGAGGUCGCGGGAAUCUGGCUCUUCGGCCGCUUCUGCGACACCUGGGUGGCCUUCGACAUUAUGUGCUCCACCGCGUCCAUCCUCAACCUGUGCAUCAUCAGCAUGGACCGCUACUGGGCUAUCUCCAGCCCGUUCAAGUACGAGCGCAAAAUGACGCGCAGGUUCGCCUUCCUGAUGAUCGGUGUCGCCUGGACUCUCUCCAUCCUCAUCUCCUUCAUCCCUGUGCAGCUCAACUGGCACCGCGCGAACGCGGAAAACUCAACAGUGGACAACCCGGACGACUGCAACGCCAGCCUGAACCGGACUUAUGCCAUCUCUUCGUCCCUCAUAAGCUUCUACAUCCCCGUGGUGAUCAUGGUGGGGACUUACACGCGCAUUUUCCGCAUCGCGCAAACCCAAAUCAGACGGAUCUCGUCUUUGGAGAGGGCUGCGGGCCCCCGUGCACAAAACCACCGCGCGUCAGCGCACGACGAAAACUCGCUGAAAACAUCUUUUAAGAGAGAAACAAAGGUUCUAAAGACUCUGUCCAUCAUCAUGGGAGUGUUUGUGUUCUGCUGGCUGCCGUUUUUCGUUCUAAACUGCGUGGUGCCUUUCUGCGACCUGGACAAAGUUGGAGAGCCGCCGUGCGUCAGCGACACCACCUUCAGCAUCUUUGUAUGGUUCGGCUGGGCCAACUCGUCUCUGAACCCGGUCAUUUACGCCUUCAACGCAGACUUCAGGAAGGCCUUCUCCACCAUCCUGGGCUGUAACAAGUACUGCUCUACCUCCACGGUGGAGACGGUGGACUUCAGCAACGAGCUGGUGUCUUAUCACCACGACACCACCAUGCAGAAGGAAACCUGCGCCAUGCCGGGCCCCGGGGCGCAGAGACUCACCACCUGCAUGUCCCCUGCCUCUCACACAGGAGGAGGUGAGGAGCAGAAUUUUGACAAGGUUUCUGUCAUUUCAGAUGAAUCCCAGAACCACAGUAACUCACUGCUACCGACCAUCCUGCAGUAUGAGUGCGAGGCGGAGAUUUCUUUAGACAUGAUGCCCUUCAACUCGUCCGGACCCACUGACAGUUACAUUAUUCCUGGUCAAAUCCAGGACCCGUGAGCACCCUGGGCCCCUGAAAGAAUAAAUACCCAUAGUUUCACUCAGGCUGCAGCGCUCGAGCCCCUUAUUCUUCCACACCAAGCACCAGGGAGUAGUGGUGCCCUUUGAGCUCCUGCCGAUGAUAUCAUUACUGUACCGAUGCCACAGUGAACCAUCCUAUUUGGACUGUAACCCCUCAUGGUAAAACAGUGGACUAAGUGCAGACAGGAGCAUUUCAACCAAAUACUCUGAUUGUUCCUGAAGGACUUUAGGAGAGCUAAUGAAUUAAAAAGCUAUUUUACAACAAAUAAGCACAACUUUCAGAAGACACAAAAACUGGACAUGAUUUCAGGUCACAGGAAGGUUUGUACCGUCUGCAUUCCCUCUCCUCGUCUUCUGACUGUUGGACUUUAUGCUGGGGUCUCUCCUGGAGUCUACAGCCUUUUGCUUGAGAGUGGACUGUCAACACUGACCUGUAGUUGGUCUACAGACAAUACAGUCCCUUUCUCAGAGAAGUUGAUGGUUUUGUUUUCUUGUUGUGAUUCUUAUUAUUCUUAUUGUGUCAGCUCAGUAAAGUACUAAUACUGCUCUUAGUGCUAGUAUGUUUUACCCUUCAACACAUCUGUCUGAUGAAGUCCAGGCUCAGAAUGUUUAAUCUGCAGGAAGGUCUGAACUAAAGGCCAGAUCUGUUUCAAUCAACUCUUUUAUUCCUUUCAAAACCAAAAUGAGUGUCAAACACCCGCAGCAGCUUUUCUG